CAGCGCUACCUCCCCUCUACGAACAUGCCUGCUGCCUCGACGUCAGCCAUGGGCAAGUCCGCUGGCCCAUCGUCCAUCACCAGCAAGAAGCGAUCCGCUCCUACUCCACCCUCCGCCGAGGAAGAUCUGGAUGCUCUCUUCGAAGCCUCAAUCAGGGCCUACGAAGAGGCAGCACAGGCCGACAAGGACAAGAGGCAUUUCUCCAGCACCGACGACAUCAUCAGACUUGAUGACGGUAGCGCUAACACCGGCAAGCGAGUGGACGAUAGCCAGCGGAGAGGCGUGAAUGGCAAGUCCAGCGUAGCAUCCACCUCCCAGCAAGGCCCAGCUGCUGCGCCGGACCUCAGCGACAAGGGAAAGAGGAAGGCCAUCGAUGUGCAUCUGGACAGGUUACAGAGUGAGAAGGCUCUGAGCGAAUUCAGGGGUCAGGGCAAGCGAGAAGGUCAGAGGAAGGCUCGUGAGUUGCGAGCCAAGACGGCCGGGUCAGAUUGGUACGACCUCCCCGCUUUCCCCACCGAAGAUCGCUCCUCCUCUCACGGAGCAGGGCCCAGCGCCGCCUCAUCCCGCUACACCUCCUCCGCCAGAGGCGCCACUGCCGAAGAGAUGAAGCGCGAAGUCCAAGCCAUUCGUCUUCGCAACGCAAUGGACCCGAAACGCUUCUACAAGGGUGGAGCUUCCAAGGACAAGGGAUUGCCUGCUUUCGCUCAGCUGGGGAAGAUCAUCGCUUCCCCAUUGGAGCCAAAGUCUUACAUGACAAAGGCAGAGAGGGGAAGGACAGUGGUCGAGGAGCUCAUCAAGGAUGCCGAGGCAGCUGCCUAUGCAAAGAGAAAGUACGGAGAGCACCAAGUCAAGGCUGCUGCUGGAGGCCGCGGCCACUCAAAAGCCAAGACGAAGAAGCCUGGAGAUCGCAAGAGACAAAGGCGGUAGUAGACGUGCUGAGUGGAAUACACUUGUUCACGAAUCCGAUAGCAUUGGCUGUACUGGUGUGACUCCCUCGUGUGCAUCCAUUUGAGCGAGCUUCGUCCUUACUCACGAGAUGAUGCAAUGUGACUAC
This is a messenger RNA of Microstroma glucosiphilum, 1054 nucleotides long. RefSeq names its product Fcf2-domain-containing protein. The transcript has 3 exons. Lineage: Eukaryota; Fungi; Basidiomycota; Exobasidiomycetes; Microstromatales; Microstromataceae. The record is from RefSeq and is a predicted model, not a curated record. Bases 25 to 927 code for a protein of 300 amino acids. Gene Ontology annotation, cellular component: nucleolus. Gene Ontology annotation, biological process: RNA processing. Gene Ontology annotation, molecular function: RNA binding.